Messenger RNA from Cinara cedri, 3657 nucleotides. Lineage: Eukaryota; Metazoa; Arthropoda; Insecta; Hemiptera; Aphididae. The record is from the annotation of a GenBank genome assembly.
GAUAAGUAUAUAAAACCUAAUCAGUUAACUCUUAACUGAUAAAUAUUUGCUGUGUUUAGAGAAUAAUUUUCAAAUUUUAAAUUAUGUCGAAAAACUGCGAUGAAAUACUUCUUAGUGAAGAGUAUAGGCCUGGUGAAUUUAAUAUUAUAUACAAACGACAUGGUAGUGAAAAUUAUAUUUAUAUAUUUAGUAAUUGCUAGUAAAAACAAUUAAUAUUAUGUUAUAGGUACUACUUUUUACUGGCAUAAUAUUAUAGUAGUCCAAACAAAUUGAUGGUUAUUAGCAAUAGAAAAUAUUAUAUUUACCUAUUUAUUAUUUUUUUAUUCAGAUCAACGGCAGUUAAUAUUGGAAUCUGAAAGACGUAAACAAUCAAUUAGUUUAUAUAAUAGAUGUAUUUAUUUUUUAAAAGAAGUAUUUUUACCUAGAGGAUUUCCAAAUAGUGUAAGCAAGGACUACACAGAGUAUCAGAUUUGGGAUACAGUACAGGUAAUAUAAUGUAUAAUCGAUUACAGCAAAUCUAGCAGAAUCAAAUUUUCGGGAAGGCUUCUAAGUAAAAUUAUGUUUUUGAACAAAAUUGAACCCCAUCCCCUUUGUAAUCUUUAAUUUAGUAAAUUGAUUAAGUUAUAUUUACUAAGAAUGUAAAAAUACCCUGUAGUCUUAAUUUCAAUUACCCAUAGUAAUAAUUGUUAUUAUUUUUAUUUAAAAUAAGAGUAUUUGAUAAAAAAAUUCAAAAUAAAUAAAUUCAAGUUUUUACUAAUUUUAUACUUGCGAUUUCAUAUACCUACCCUCAAUAAUUUAUUUAUGUUUUUUUUUUUUAUAUAAAAUAAGUAUUCAAAAUAUAACUUAAAUUUGGCUGUAUGCACUGUUUUUUUGUAAAGAUGUAGUAAUGGAUACUUAUUAUAAAUACAUUAGAUCUUCUAAAAGUACAAGUCAAAUCAAAAAUAGAAAUUGAAUAUUGAUAUAUAAAAAAAAAAUCACUUAGUACAUAUUUAAUUAGUUAAAUAAAUAUAUCCUUUUACUAGAUUAACCUAUUAAUACAAUUUAUUUUUAGGCGUUUUGUAGUACAAUUACAAAUAUAUUAGCUACAAAUGCUAUUUUGAAAGGUAUUGGUGUAGGAGAUGCUCAAGCUUCAGCUCUUACUGCAACGAUUACUUACAUACUUAAAGAUGGAGCUGGUAUGAUUGGGCGUAUUACUUUUGCGUGGUGGAAAGGGUAAAUUCCAUAUUUUUUACCAUAUGUAGAAUAGAUGUACAUAACAAUAUAUUUAUGUUUUUCCUUUAAUUUUUAAAGGAACUAAAUAUCAAUCACUAUAAAGGUAGAUAUAGCUUGUGUAAUGUAUUUAUGUGUGUGUUUUUAUAAACUGUUUAAUUAUUAUAUUUAAUUGAUUUUAGAUCUGAAUUGGACACACAAUGUAAAAAAUGGAGACUCCGGGCUGAUGCACUAAAUGAUUUAGCAAUAUUUAUUGAAUUACUCCUAAGCUUUUCUUGGAUUAGACAAUAUUCAUUAAUAGUUUUCUCAUUUUCAAGUUGUGCUAAAUCCAUUGUAGGUGUUGCUGGAGGAGCCACACGUGCAGCAUUAACACAGCACCAGGUAUUUUCAGUUAAAUAUUUGAAGACAAUUUCAAUAUCAACCAAACAUAAUACAGAUUGUAUAAUAUAAUAUAUAAUGCAUAAUAAUAUUUAUAUAUUUAAUAAUUUUAUUGAUUUUCUUAGAAAAUUAUUUAAACUUUGUGAAGAAAUUAUUUAUACAUCAUUUUGUGUUCUAUAUUUAAUUAUUAUACCAAUACAAUAAAAUCCAUCCAUUUAUGUGUAUGUACAUAUUGUAUAUACUAUAAUAACAAUAAUAAGAUAAAUAAAAAGUUGUAUAAAAUUAAUUAUUAACGCUUUUAAAAAGUUUGCCUAUUAAUUUUAAUGUUUUGAAAUUAUUUAUUUCUAAUAAAAAUAAAUACAAUUUAUAUUUUUGUUUACAUUUUGUUAUAAAAUAUAUAAAUUAGUUUGUUAUUUUCUAAAUAGGCUAUUCGUGAAAAUAUGGCAGACGUUUCAGCAAAAGAUGGUAGUCAAGAAACAUGUAUUAAUUUAAUUGCAUAUUUAAUUGGAUUAAUUAUUUUACCCAUUAUUGAAAACCAUUUAUUGUAAGUAUAGUUUGGUAAAAAAAGAUAUUUUUAAAUCAUACUUAUAUAGUUAUACUUGUCAAUAUUAAUAAAAAUGUUUCCUAGUUUUAUAUGGGCCAUAUACAUAGUAGUGACAUUUUUGCAUUUGUUUGCAAACUACAAAGCAGUAAAGAGCUUAAAUAUUAAUGUCUUUAAUAGUGCACGUUUUGAUCUGACACUUAAAUAUUAUUUGUCGAAUGAUACUCAAAACCAAAUUGUACAAAAACCUGAUUAUAUUAACAAAAGAGAAGCUUGUUUUUUAGAAGGUAAAAUUUAUUUUUAAUACUAAAAUAUGAUGAAAUUAUUGAUAAGAACAAAGUUCAAAUUUAUAAUUUUGGCAUUAAUUACUAUAUGUCAAUAUAAAAUUUAAAUUUGUUUUAGAUGAAAAGUUAUCUUCAUUUAAAAUACUAUUGGGCGCAUCUGUUCACGAUUUAUUGUACCGUAAUGCAAUAUCUACAUGGGACAUGAUAGAUCAUAUUGAAUUAUAUAAAGAUUAUUUAUAUAUUUUAAUUGUUGACACGCAUAAAAACAUAAUACGUGUCGUUUUAGACAAAAGUAUUAACACUGAAAAUAUUUUGAAAGCAUACUUUCACUCAAACAUAUUAGGUCAUUUAAUAAGUCCUAAAAAUAAAUCCUCGUUGAUAAAACUUAAUCCUCUUCGAUCUGUAAGUAUUGAAUAAAAACACUUAUUAGCAUUUAUAAUUAAUAUAGAGCUAUAAAUUGUUUCAGAUGAAAUACACAUCCAACAACACUCAAUUCUGUUGCACACAUUCAGAGUACAUUAAACUAUCAUGUGAUUUUGUUAAUAAAAAUUUUGAUAAAUUUCUCUUGCAUGCUAAAAUGUCAGGUAUUUAAUUAAUAAUAUAUAUUAUACUAUGAAUGCAUAUAUUAUCACUGAUUAUUUAUUUUAUGUUAGAUUGGAGCUGUAUAAAUCACCAUCUAGUUGUUGAUGAAUGGAGAGCUUCGUGGUAACAAAUUAUUAAUAAACUAGCCAGACACAUUCAAGAAGAAAACAUAAUAUUACUGUCAAUGAAAAUAUAUUUUUGACGAAAAAAUAGUAAUGAUACAUAUCACAGUGUUAUUAAAUUUAAUUACAUUCAUAUUUCUAUCUUGGAUGAUCCUGUUUGAGAUAAAUGUUUAACAACAUCAAUCCAAUCAUAUCCUCGUGGUUUUUCUCCUUUGGAAUCUAAACGAUCCCAUUGUUUUCUUUUUUGAGCUUUGCUCAUAGUUUCUUUUUUGACUAUUUUUUUUGUAGCUUCGUCAUCAUUUUCUAUAGUCUUAAAAGCACAAAUUCAAAUACUAAUUAAAAUGUAUAAUAUGAAUGAUAAAAAUACUUACAAGCUUAAUUAUGUUUUCAAUAACUUCUUUUUCUGGUUGGUCAGCAACUAGAUCUACAGCAAAAUCUUUGAGAAAUUCAAUAAGAGUAAAUGUCAUCGAUUCUCCCAAAUAAUGAUCAGCCUCUUUUGAAAUCUGAUCUUUUAUAUUUUGUUUAACUGAACUGACUCUAU